AUGCUGCUCCCCAUCCCCGCUCUGAACAGCAAAGACUCGACCGUGUAUGUACGACAGGAGAACCGGGCAGCGGCUAUGUCUCCCGAGGUUGGCGACCGCAAGAGCAGGCACCGGAAAGGUCGGGAGAUAGCUGCAGCGUUAUUCAUCGUGACACUCCUGGUCGUCUGCAACAGCACUUACCACGAGAACCGCCGGUAUCUGCCCGACCUCGCUUACUGGAAGAUCAACUGCAAGGCCCUGCAACUCGAGCAAGGCAACGCCCGCCUCCUCCUCCACGGCCACGUCUACCUCAAUGUCACCACGCUGAGGGAGGCCACGACGGAGGAUCACCGACUCCACCACGACAAGUACAGAGGGCGCCACGGGUUCAACUUCACCUACGAGAUCUGGAGGCGGACGGAGCAGUCGGUGGUCGAGGAUCUGCAAUACGGCAAUUUGCACGAUUGCAAUUAUAAUGGCAUUCCUAUUUUGCAUCAGAUGUCGCAGAAGUACAGAUUCGCCUGCCAGUGUCCGGAGGGCGUGUCGGGCCCGCACUGCCAGUGGGGGGGAGUGUGCACCGAGGAACACGCCGAGAGGUUGUGUGGCCACCAUGGGACGUGUAGGAACGUGGCCGGAGUCAGCGCCUGCGACUGCGACCGAGACCACUUCGGGGCCACGUGUCAGCUCCACUUCACCAACAUCCCGACGCAGAGCAGGACGUGCCAGCGGAGGAGGAACUGUCAGCAGAACUGUCACCUGCGAGUGGCGAGGAACCAGACCUACACCUACUGUUCCUGCGGCGUUGGGUACACGGCCGUCAACGAUACCCACUGCCGGGCUACAGAGGAAUGGGUCGUGUCAGCCGCUAUGAAGAUAGGCAGAGGCCGGCAUCUCUCUAAAGAAAAGAUCCGAAAUCAGACACUUGUAAUACUGAACAGAGGAGAUCCAGGAGGCAGAGCCGAAAAGGACAUAAUGAAAAUCACAAUAAAAGGCAAGAAGGUGGAGGUGGAAGUCGCUUUGACCGGGAAUAACGUCAUGGACAAGAUUAGCAAGUCGGAGUUAUGGAAUCGGACAUUUCACGCCAGGAACAUCAACGUCACUGCCAUUCCGCGGCUGUCGGUCGGGCCCGUGUCAGCCGAGUUCCCAGACAGACAGAAGCUGGUCCUGCGGUGUCCUGUGUACGGCGGGCCAGACCUCCACGUGACCUGGUAUAAGGACGGAAUUCUCAUCUACGCUCAUCAUGUGUCUUGGUGUUACUACGAAGACAGCACGGAUCUCCUGUACGUGAAAGCAGAGCCGGGCAGCGUCAAGUACAAGUGCACGCUCAUCCUCCAGAUCAGUCCCCUGGAACAGAUGGACCGUGGCAUGUACUCCUGUCAGGUGGUCGACCGGCACGACACGUUGACGCGGAUGGUGGUCGUGGGCGUGAACGAGUCUCUGCAGGCGGAACUCACGCCGUUCGUACACUCCGUCUUGCCGGGCAGCAGCACCACUUUAAACUGUAUAACGAAGAACCGCGACUGGGUUGACGGCGAUCACUACGGUGCUGAGUGGACGGUGCUUCCACAGGACGGCUUCUCUAGCUACCAACAGGACGUGGUAUUUCGAAGCGGAUUUAGACUCCAUAUCGCCAACAUUACGAAACCACUCAGUGUGACCUGCCAUAUCAGGGAGAAGGAAGGCGUCAUCUACAUGCCAGGGGAAGAGGCCCUGGACGAGGCGCUGGACACGGCCGAGAUCCACGUCUUGGAGCCAGGGCGUCCAGCGUGCCAGGCCGUCACGCAGGACAGAAUCAAGUGGAGUCCCAUUCCCGUCGGCGAGCGGGACGUACAGAGGUGUCCGUCGGGCCACGCGGGGAGAGCGGUCCGGCUGUGCGGCCCCUUCCCUACGCCUCCCCCUCUCCCCCCUGCUUGGGAGACGCCUGACUUCUCGGACUGUUUCUAUAAGCCGCUUAUUAAAAUCAGAACGCUCCUGACCCUGUACAAGCGCGGCUACAAGACCCUGAACGGGAGCGUCGAUGAGCAGGCGAGGGACUUCUCACGAAUCCUGCAGGAGCGAAGCACACCGAUCCUGUCGGGCGAAAGAGCUAGUCUCUGGCAGAUCUUGGAGAUGCUGCAGGAUGCCGGGAAGAGGAUGGGAUCUCUCAUCUCCCAGAAACUCUUCUUUGAAAUCGUGCAUGAAAUUAUCAAAGACUAUGAUAAUAUUACGUUGAUGGAUAUUGUCAGGAUGAAUGAACCAAUAAGGAUGUAUCUGAAAGCAGGUCUCAACGCCACCAAAGCGGAAGGUCAGGUCACUCGCCUUCCCCGCCUGCUUGCCAAGAGGGAGGUCGUAACAGGUCGGCUGAUGUUCGAAAUGGAGGGUUCAGAGCCAAGGAACGACACCUCUCAGGGCACCCCGACUGUGCAGGUGAGCCUUGAAGAGACCGACGCUUUGGAGGGGCACGCCAUGACGCAGUCGAGAAGACAAGUCCGAAUGCCAGAUGUGAGUCUGGCAGUGGGGGUUGUCACUUAUCUAAACCCUGGACUUGUUUUUGACUAUGAUUGGGAGGUACGUGAAGGCCCGGUGAAACAAGCCGGGUACCUCGUGGAGAUCGUGUGGGGUCUGAGUGCGGCCUUCGGCAGGAACUUAUCGUCAUCUGAAGUACAUUCACGUAGAGCACCUCCUCCCGACGGCAGCGACACGAUCAAGGGUCAUGGAUUUUCCUCUGUCCUGCGGCUCCACUACCCUGUCUGUCCUCGCGUGAAGAACUGGCAGCUGAAGUGCGGACAGCCCCAACACAACGACACAAACAUCAAGUGGGACUUCGGGAUGUGCUCGGUCGAAAGCGAAGGCCGCGGCUCGGAAAGUGGAUGUGUCUGCAAGUGUCGAGGCGAGGGCUUGUUUGGCCUCGUGCUCGUCAACGGAACGGACAGGAGAGAGACGGAGGAAACGCCAGACGCAUCGUGGCAGAAGAACUACGUGACGGGCAUCGGGAGCUGCGCCUCUUUUCUGAUUCUACUGCUGUGCCUCCUGCUGCAGCUGCAUAAGUUGUGUGACGCCUCCGUGCAGCUGUCCAAGUCGUGUGACGCCUCCGUGCAGCUGCGGGUGGUCAAGUGCACGGCGCUGAUGGGCGCGAAUGGGGUGUUCGCCGCCCUCGCCCUCUGGCCGGUCGACAAGAGCGAGUACCUGGUGGUCCUGGUGGCCGGCGCCGUCUGCUUCGUGCUGUGCCUGGCGGCGGGCGUGAACCAGCAGAUGCUCCUCCACCAGCGCCUCUCCCUCACGCCCCACGACCCAGGUCUUCCGCACACUUGCAUCAGUAACACUAUGAUCUUCUUCUUAACGAUGGUGGUUGGACUGCUGAUCUGGGUGGUACACAGCGUGACUCGAUACCAGCUUGGUACUCCCUGGCUCACCUUGGGUCCUGCAUGGCCCCUCACGGCACUGCUCAUGGGCAUUCUAGUGGCACUCACGUUCCUGUGGGCAAUCGUGGCAGUUCAUAAUGUGUACCAGCUCACGGUGCUGAGGGAAGAGGCUUCGCACUACGUCCUCAUACGUGACAGGUUAUGGCAUCAGGUGCUGCUUCUGGUGGGGGAGUGGGUGCUGGUGGUGACAAGCGCUGUGUACAGUCACCCAGUUGGAAGAUAUUUCUUCUGCUUCGCUACGGUUAUGCAGAGCUUCCUCAUGAUAAUCAUGUACACUUGCAAAGAUAAUGACGUGACUGCCCUGGGCAAGUGUAAGCGCAUGUGCUGUCCCUCUGUGGGCCCUUGCCGGAAGUCUUCUCAAAGUGAAAAUGGAUGCAGUAGCCAUAUGUCGUAUCACCUCACAACCACCAGCACGCCAAGUGAGAGGGAAGGCAACUUCAAGUAUUUCAAGGAUGAUAUACCCGCGAAUUCCUUCGAGAAAGAUGUCUUUAGCGCGAAGAAAAUCCUGUAUGCCAGUGACUCCAUUCUCCCUCCCGGACCAGGUCACCCUCGGUUGGAGAAACCGAGCAGAGUGCCUCUUUACAUGCGUCGCAACAGUCGUGAAGGACAUGGUCUGCCGAUGCCAAGAAACACCUUGCUUAUCCGGGGAGUAGACCUGCUCAGGGGGGAGGACACAGACCGGCAGGACAGCCGCUUGCGAGCUUCAUUUCCGGCCGAAGAGAGGAUGUCCGGUCGCAAGCGGAAUAUCCUGCUAGCCGGUCAGCACGCCGCUAAGCGAGAUCCGUCUUUGGAAAUGCUUCGAAUCCAAAGGGGCCCAGGAACCAGCCAGGAUCCUGAUGGGAGGUAUCUGAAUAUGUCGGUGCCACAGCACAAGAUCAACACUGAAGGAGUUCAUAAGGAUGCCUUGAAUAAACAUGGCUGUAAGAAUAUUAAAAAGGAAAUGCUUGGAUCAGCUGGCCACAACGUGAUUCACAAGCAAAAUGGCUUCCGACAGGCAGCCAUCGCACGGAAAAAUAUUUACCAAAAUAGCAACAGUCAGUCAUCAAAAGACGAGACUGGUAGUAAUAACCACCACUACCUUCCCAUGAAGGUAAAUUCUCACGUAAUCAUUGCGAAACAUCGAGCAUCAGAACAGCAAAUAGAACCCAAUAUUUCUCUAAGCAGACUCGGUGAUAUUAGAGGAAUCAGCUCCCACACGCACUCUCACGCUGAGUACAUGUUGGCAGAUCACUGAUCCUCGGCUGUCCCCACAAGGUCACUCCACCCUGAGUGCCCUGGAGGAAUGCAUGAGAGCGUUGUGCGUCUAAACAGAGAACUAUAAAGGAUGCUGUUAACUGAUGUUCGGAAUGCUUUAUUCCGAGGGCGUUAUUUGUCAUCUGAAGAUAAAGUAGCUAUUUAGUGUAAAUACAAUGUAUAAUUGUUAGUAUUUAUGGAUUUUUAUACAUGUACUGUUAGUGAAAGAGAAAAAUAUUCGAUUGUUAUUAAUGUAGAGAGUGUACAAAUUGUUUGUUUCGUUUGUAUAUAUUUAAUGUCACUGUAAAUAGGCUGAAAAUAUUGUGUUAAUACUCCAGCAUUAGCAUCGAUUCACGGAUGUGUAAAUACUGUCUUGUCCUUUAGGAUUGUUUAUCAAUGAAUGGUAUGGUAGUAUGAUACCUUACUGCCCUUAAGUAACGUUAUAGGCAAGGAUGUUCUUGUCUUGAUAUAUUGUGGACCUUUACAUUUGUUUUCUAUUAGUUCUGAUUGUUUCAACAUGUCCGUACAGAUCGUAAAUGAAGAAAAGUUUUGAAUAAUUUGAGAAAGUAUGAUUUGUUGCUUAUCUUGCCCUAGUGUUGAUACGACGGAAUUUCUCAAAGUACCUGUCCUUGGUUAGUAUGGAAACCAGACGUAGAAAGCAAGCCGUCACGCUGUCAAGGCUUUGUGUACAUUGACUAUUCCUGUCAAAUGUAGAACCAUAAGGAGAACAUGCCAGAACUACGUCCAGCAUUAACUCCACAAUAUUUGUUAAUCUUUCCAGGGUUUGGAUCAAAGUGUUAUUACGAAUUUUGUUUCAUAACGUAAGUUUAUUGUACUUUUUGCUCCUUCCUGAUGAUUCUAUUGUAUUCAGCCAAAAGGUGCCAUAAUGUUAAUAUUAGUUUCCCUCAAGACUUCACGAAUUGUUUGGUUGUGUUUUUCUCGAAUGUUAUUAAAUGUUGCUGCAUAUCGUAAA
This is a messenger RNA of Penaeus chinensis, 5586 nucleotides long. RefSeq lists its product as uncharacterized. Lineage: Eukaryota; Metazoa; Arthropoda; Malacostraca; Decapoda; Penaeidae. Gene Ontology annotation, molecular function: G protein-coupled receptor activity. The record is from RefSeq and is a predicted model, not a curated record. Bases 1 to 4614 code for a protein of 1537 amino acids. Gene Ontology annotation, cellular component: membrane. The transcript is spliced from 26 exons.